AUGGCGCCCUAUGACAGCGAUGAUGAUGACCGGCGAAGGGACCGCUUUCCUCGCGAACGUGGUUAUGGCGCUGACCGCAAUGGAGGCGCUGUUAAUAACGAAAACGUUGAAAGACGUGCCCCUUUCAAACGAAGUUACCCGGGUCCGCCACGCCGUGAUGACGACAAUGCAAAGCGCCCGAGAAAUGACAACGAUGCCGGCGAGCUACUUAGCCUGAAAGCAUACGCCGCUGAGCAGAACAUCGCUCUGGAUGCAGAGGAGUUGGGCGAAAAAUAUGCUACUUACAAAGACGAGUACAACAAGCGUAUUUGCAAACAGUUCUUCGAGGCUCACAAGGAGGAAGAAUGGUUUAAGAAACGAUAUCAUCCAACUCAAUUGGCGGCGAGCGAAGCCCAGCGAAGAGAAGCCAUCGUGAAGAGGAUCGAAGCUUACAAUAAGCUUUCGGAAAUGGGCUAUCUCAGCGAGUUGAGUCUGGAUCCCACGAAUGCCCGAAAUGUUGUGAGGCUUUUGAAUGCUGCUGCUGUCCUCGUCAACGGCGGUGACGAUGAGAAGCUGGAAAGGGUUAUGAAGAUGGAAAUUACUGAUGCUGCUGUGCAAGAUGUGUUAAACGACGGACUGGAGUUGCCUGCCGAAUCGGAUAAGGAAUCAGAGCCGUCGUUGUUGGAAUGGUACGCAGGGAUCUUUAUUCGCUGCAUUCCCCCAUCGAUGACUGAUAAUGAACUCCAUGAAGUUUGCCAACGUUAUCCGGGUUACAAUCAACUCCACUUCUUCCCCGUGCAACCUGAAACUCGCUGGUCGCGUAAAGCCAUUGCAGCCUUCAGAACCAACGUUGACCUGAAAGACUUGUGCAUUGGAAUCAAUGGUGUCAGGGUGAAAGGAAGCGAUUUGGUUGCUUAUUUGGCUCCAAAUACCGGUGAGCGUGUGCGUGUUUCUCAUCCAUUCAUCAAUCACAAGCCGAUCGCUCUCGCCUUCCUGCACAAAGCAACGAAGAUCCUUGCCUUGCUGGACAAGAAGAGCGGCCAAUUUUUGGGUGAUGCCGAGGAAGAGCAACCCGAAGAAAUUCGGAAAAACAUUGCAAUCGGAUUCGACUACGUCUCGGCCUCAACAAAUCCAUUAAUUGUAAAGGCUCGUGAAGUCUUGCCAAAAAGUCUAGACGAUGACGAGGCUCUCAGACGUGCCGACAAGAUUCCCGAUGCUGCUGACGUAGUUUUCGAACGCGAUGAGCGCGUUAUCAAAGUGCUUGAUGAGAUUACUUUUUACCUCCGCGUCGUCUAUUCCUUUGACCUUUUCGAUUACAACAGAAUUGACGAUGAGGAGACGCUUCCGAAUAAUCUGGAAAUGCUCCACAUAAGAGGUCAAGACAUCAAGCCAUCAUCCGAUGAUGCUUUGCCGAUCUUUAAGAAAGGAGCGCUACGGAUCUUUGAGCAAGAGGUACAAAAGCAAUUGGAGCCAUUUUACACAGCUCGUUUCGUAUCAGAUGCACAGUUGGCUGCUCUAGGUACUAUGGACCCCGAAAGUGCGGUCGAAGAAUUGAUAAAGAAAAAUACGGUUCAGCUCAGCGAGGAAAAGUGGCUGUGUCCGUUAUCGGGCAAGAAAUUCAAGGGUCCCGAAUUUAUCCGCAAGCACAUCACCAGCAAACAUAUGGACGCCGUUGAUGCGGUUAAAGCGGAGUCGCUAUUUUUCAACAACUAUUUGCUGGAUGCCGACCGGCCCUGUGAUACUGGAUCUGAUGCACAGGAAUCUAGAGUUAACGACCCACGUGAGCGCCGUCGUAUGGCACCAGUGCGGCGUGAGGAGCGUUCGCCACGAAAGGAGCCGAUGCGUCGCUUCAUCGCCUACAAGGAUCUCGAUGCGGUCGAAGACAGCGUCCCAAAUCCCUUC
Molecule: messenger RNA, 1881 nt
Organism: Mesorhabditis spiculigera
Lineage: Eukaryota; Metazoa; Nematoda; Chromadorea; Rhabditida; Rhabditidae
Source: the annotation of a GenBank genome assembly